AUGACGGACAAGCUCCCCCCGAAUCUGCUCGCACUCUUCGCCGCGCGACCCCCCCUGCGAUGGGUCGAGCCGCCCGACCAUGCGCCCCAGGAUCGCAAGACGGCGCCUAUCAGCGGCGUCGCGCAAUUCCUUCCCGAGCUGCAGAAGUACAAGGAGACCGACGUCUAUAAUCCGACCGAGAGUUGGCUUCAGGCGCGCGAUCGCAAGAAGCAGGAGAAGAAGCAAAACCUGGAGGAGCUGGUGACGCAGGCACCUAAGCUUUAUAAGCCGAACGAGGAUCCGAACGUCCGAGGCGAUGCCUUCAAGACUUUGAUUGUCGCGCGUCUGAGCUACGAUGCUGAUGAGAGAGACUUGGAGAAGGAGUUUGGGCGCUUCGGCCCCAUCGAGCGCAUUCGCAUCAUUGUCGAUACACACGCGCACGAGAAGCCGAACAAGAAGAAGAAGCCCCAUCGAGGAUACGCCUUCGUCGUUUUUGAGAGAGAGAAGGAUAUGAGAGCUGCCUUGGAUGCUUGCGAUGGCAUUCGCAUCAAGGAUCGACGUAUCAAGGUAGACGUCGAACGAGGCAGAACCGUUAAAGGAUGGCGACCUCGACGACUUGGUGGUGGUCUCGGUGGCCGAGGCUACACCAGGUCGAUGCCCUCCCGUCCAAUGGGUCCUGGCGGUUUUGGCGGUGGUUUCCGCGGUGGCUACAAGGGCUUCGACGGCGGACGUGGACGGGGUGGCUUCCGAGGAGGUUACGGCGGCCGAGGUGGCUUCCGGAGCGGUGGUGGCGACUACAGCCGUGGCGAUAGAAACGGAUACGGCGCACCGAGCGACGCGCCCUCUGGACCUGGCUUCGAUCGAAGAAAUGGCGGUUAUGGCGACCGAGGUGAUCGCGGCGACCGCAGCGGUGACCGCAGAGGCGAUCGAGGCCCUGGUGGGUAUGAUUCGCGAAGCGGCGGCCGCUCAUAUGACGACAGACACGGUGGUGGUGGUGGCGGCUACCGCGACGGCGGCAGAUUCGGAGACCGCGACAACCGACGUACCGGAAGCAACAUGGAACCCAUCGGCCGAAGAGAGGGUGGACGAGAAGGUGGACGAGAAGGUGGGUAUCGCGACCGCGACCGGGACUACGACAGGCCCCGCGACGAUGACGGUGGCCGGAAACGUGGUUAUGACGGUGGCUACGAGGAUCCAAGGAAGUUGCGCCGAUACUAA
Messenger RNA from Fusarium falciforme, 1197 nucleotides. Its product is annotated as RRM domain-containing protein. Lineage: Eukaryota; Fungi; Ascomycota; Sordariomycetes; Hypocreales; Nectriaceae. The record is from RefSeq and is a predicted model, not a curated record. Gene Ontology annotation, cellular component: U1 snRNP; U2-type prespliceosome; precatalytic spliceosome. Gene Ontology annotation, molecular function: U1 snRNA binding; mRNA binding. The transcript is spliced from 4 exons. Gene Ontology annotation, biological process: mRNA splicing, via spliceosome. The coding region runs from base 1 to 1197 and encodes 398 amino acids.